This is a messenger RNA of Dendrobium catenatum, 473 nucleotides long. Its product is annotated as zinc finger protein ZAT11. The transcript has 3 exons. NCBI's taxonomy places the organism in Eukaryota, Viridiplantae, Streptophyta, Magnoliopsida, Asparagales, Orchidaceae. The record is from RefSeq and is a predicted model, not a curated record. The coding region runs from base 96 to 473 and encodes 125 amino acids.
CAGCCUAUAAAUAACCCCACCUUACUAUUUCCCUCUUCCAUUCCUUCUCAGACAAACAACAAACACCUUGUACGCAUUAAAAAAAAGGACCACCAAUGUCACUCGAACACGACGCAGCGGCAUCCAUGAAAGUCUUCGAGUGCAAGACCUGCAAUCGUCAGUUCCCGACUUUCCAAGCGUUGGGAGGUCACAGCGCCAGCCACAGGAAGACGAAACCGACGGCCGGCGAAGCGGAGGGGAAGUUGGGGAAGGCUAGGGUUCACGAGUGCCCCGUCUGCGGCCUCGAAUUCGCCGUCGGGCAGGCACUCGGCGGCCACAUGAGACGCCACCGGCCGAUGGCGAUGAAGACGGAGGAGAAGGGGAUGAUGUGGUUGGAUUUGAAUUUGGCGCCGAUGGAUGAUGAUACGGAGGUAUUCCGACUCGGCGAGACAAAUCCAACGAUGGAAUCAUUUGAACUGGGCAUGGCCCUGUGA